Lodderomyces parapsilosis is the source of this 1002-nucleotide messenger RNA. RefSeq lists its product as uncharacterized. The coding region runs from base 1 to 1002 and encodes 333 amino acids. The record is from RefSeq and is a predicted model, not a curated record. The transcript has a single exon. Lineage: Eukaryota; Fungi; Ascomycota; Pichiomycetes; Serinales; Debaryomycetaceae. Gene Ontology annotation, molecular function: oxidoreductase activity, acting on the CH-OH group of donors, NAD or NADP as acceptor.
AUGACAGUAUUUGUCUCAGGUGCAACAGGCUUCAUUGCUCAGCACGUAGUUAAGGAACUCUUGAGACAAGGUUUUCAAGUGAUUGGUUCAGUUAGAACAAAAACAAAGGGUGACUAUUUGUCGAAGUUAAUCAGUUCAAAGAGUUUUUCUUACGUGGUGGUACCUGAUAUCGCGUCAAAAGGUGCCUUUGAUCAGGUUUUACAAGACAACGAAAAUAUUGAGAGUUUUAUUCACACAGCAAGUCCAGUUGAUUUCGAAGUUAGUGAUAUACAAACUGGUCUUUUGGAUCCAGCAAUAGAGGGAACCAAAAACGUGUUGGAAGCAAUUGACAAGUUUGGCAGCAAUGUAAAGAGCAUCGUUGUUACGUCGUCAACAUCGGCUGUUCGUGAUUCAAGCGGCAACAGACCUUCGAAUAGUACAUUAGAAGAAUCCGCUUGGAAUGAAAUCACCAUUGAGCAAGGCUUGAAAAGCACGAGGUUGGGUUAUGCUGCAGCCAAAACUUUUGCUGAGAAGGAAGUUUGGAAGUUUGCUAAUGCACACACGGGUUUCAAUGUGACAACCGUCAAUCCAACUUUUGUAUUUGGCCCUCAAGCGUACGAGGUAAAACAUAAAGAGAAGCUAAAUGAGUCAGCAGAGAUCAUCAACAAAGUUUUGAACUUGAGUCCAGAUGACGCUAUCCCUAGACUUACCGGAUUAUACAUUGAUGUCAGAGAUGUGGCAAAAGCUCAUGUUGCUGCUGUUAACCACCCAAAUCAGUUCAAUGGGCAAAGGUUGUUACUCAUUGACUCGGCAUGGACCAAUGAACUUCUUGCUGUUAUUAUUAACAAACAUUUUCCAAAUGCUGACAUUCCAAAAGGAAGUAUUGAGAAAAGUGAUGAAGAAUUGAAGAAAGCAAAUCUGAAAUGGGACAAUGCCAAAACUAAAAAGCUUUUGGGUUUUGAGUUUAUUCCACUUGAAAAAUCGGUAGUUGACGCAGUUAAACAACUUCUCGAUGCCAAGUAA